AAUAAUUAAUAAAAUUUGCUUCAAUUGAUAAUUCUAAUAUGAAUUCUAACAUGAUUCUGAAUUUAAUUUGAUCGACUUAUUAAUUUAUCGAUUUAAUUUAUUUAUCUAGUUAUUUAUUCAUUUAAUUUAUUAAUUAAUCUAAUAGAUGUACAUAUAUUUAUAUAAGGGACAUUGUAUGUCAGAUCGAGUCUUUAGAUCCAAUUAAUUUUUAUUAAAUUUAUUUUUUUACUAAAAAUUCUGCUAUCUUGUAUGUAUGAGGUUUUAAAAAAUUUGUUACGUAUACUACAAUUUUUAAAUAAAUUUGCUAUAAAAAAUAGAGUUUUUAAUUAAUUAAUAUUUGAAAAAAGAUAAAAAUUAAAGCAAAAUUAAACAAUUUUUAAAAUUUUCUUAAAAAAGAGAUAAAAAAGAUUUUAUCAUGUAAAAAGUCUAAAUCCCGAGUUUUAUUAAGUUGGAGCCACCUCAGCAAAUCCCCUAAUAAGAGUAGGGAAUACAGAGUACAUCAGAGAGUUUUAAAAUUUCGUUUACUGCAUUUUAAAAUUGUUAAUUUUUUACUGUGACAAAUAUUAUAGUAAAUUUUUAGAUUUUGCAUGUCCGAUGAAUAUUAUAAAAUGUGAAUUGAUUUAUGAGUAAAUAAAUAAUGUGUACUAUUAAUAAAAUUGCAUGUAUUUGUGUAUGUAAGCAUAUACAUUUCACACUAAAUGGUGAACUUUUGUGUAUACACUCCAUUUUUAUGUACACAAAAUUAAUUGUCAUUUCAUACUUAAUUGUAAUAUACUUGGAGCAUGUAUUGUAUGUACAAUUUUCUAUUGCAUAAUGUAUUCAAAUGUUCCGUUUUCAAUUCAUUUCAAUUAUUUUGACAAAAAAGUGUAACUACACAGACGCGUAGUUUUAAACGUUGGCAAUAUUUUCAUAAAUAUAUUUUUAAACGUCAAUAAACAUUUCUUGAGGAAAAAAAGUUUUUUUCUUGUCCAAAAUGUUGCAUAAAAUAUUUAAAGUCUUUUUAAUAAUUUUUACAAUACACACAAAUAUACAUAUCUAUAUUCCUUACAUAUUAAGAGCCACUAAUAUGACUUUCAAAAUUUACUAAAUUUUACAAUAUGUAUAAAUACACAUAUAAAUCUACAAUUUCUUACACUCUAAAAACUCUACUACAAUUUAAAUAUAACUGCUUUCUAUGCAUGCAAUGGUGAUUUUGACUACACAGAAUUUUACCCAAAAACUAUUUCUCGACCGAACGCCUAUAUACGCACUGCACUGUUCAAUUUGUUACAAAAGUUGUAAUUAUGACAUCUUUUAAAUCUUCUAUCUUUAAAAUUAUUUGCUUGGCCCUGUUUAUAGCAGCAGUAGGCAAAAUUGAACGAGGCAUGUCAAAAAAAUAUAAGCACUUUCUCAACCUUAAUAUGAAACAAAAGAGAAGACGAUUAGACGCAAGAAAAAAUUAUCCAAACGUCUGUCAGUUCGCAAAUAACGAAUCGGGCAAUAUGUCGUCUGACAAUGAAUCGGUGCAAAUUUCGGCAUCGCAUCGUGCUCCAUCUACAUCUACAGGUGACGCUCUCCGUAAUGACGAAUCGACUACUGACAUUCAUACUUUUGAUACUUCUGAUGGAAAUGAAGAUAUUAAUGAUAGUGAAGGCACAACAGAAGAAGAAAUGCAGGAGCAAGAAAUAAACACUGACGAAACUAAUGAAGAAGACGAAGAAAGCGAGAACAAUGCAGAUGACGAAGGAAGCGAGGACAAUGCAGAUGUUCAUAGUAAUGAAAAUAUGUCAAACUCUUCCGAAAAUAAUAAUAUGCAUCAAAAUCUGAAUGACCUGAAGUUAAAAGCACUGAGACAAUCAUUUUUAUUGACUAAUUUAAACCAUAAGCAAGGCAACAUACUGCUGAACACAUUGCGUGAGUUCCCAUUUAAUCUCACUUUUUUGCCGAAACACACGAGAACGUUACUUAAAACUCCUACUGAUGUGGCCUCGCGGCUCGUUCAAUAUAUCAAUGGAGGAGAAUAUCUUUACUUGGGUUUCAAAAGUACCCUUAUAAAAAAAUUGAAAACCUUUCCCGAAAAUACCUUGCCUGAAACAAUACAAAUUGAUUUUAACACAGACGGCGCUCAAAUUCAUAAGAGUGGCACGAACCAAUUUUGGUCUUUUCAAUAUCGGAUUUAUAAUUGUAUUGAUAAAAGACCAAUUGUAGCGGAUGUCUUUAAAGGAACACAAAAACCAUCAAAUUGUUUUCAAUUUUUUGAAUAUUUUGUUCAAGAACUCGUAGAAAUUCGUGAAGAAAGUGGUAUCCUCAUAAACGAUCGGUGGUAUCCAAUUCAAAUUCGAUGCUUUAUUGCAGAUGCACCAGCGAGAGCUUUUGCAUUAAAUCACUAUGGGCAUAUAUCAUCUAACGCAUGUUCGAAAUGCAAAAUUGAAGGACGUCGUUCUGCAGUGACGUCAUUAUUUCGGGAAACGACGAUUUUUCCCGGGACUUGUCACCCGCUAAGAAUGAUGAAGAAUAUAGCGAAAUGGUGGAUGAAGAUCAUCACAAAGGGCCAAGUCCCUUAAAUCAAGUAUUAGGACUAGUAACACAACAAAGAAAUUUAAACGUUGUUCCCGAACCAAUGAAGCACACAGGUGAUUACAGUCGAUCUAUUGAUAGUUUUAUAAAGGAAAUAUCGGAAAAUAUGCAUUCUAUUCGUAAUCACGCACUCGAUGCAACA
Molecule: messenger RNA, 2698 nt
Organism: Solenopsis invicta (red fire ant)
Lineage: Eukaryota; Metazoa; Arthropoda; Insecta; Hymenoptera; Formicidae
Exons: 2
Coding region: 1284-2543 (419 amino acids)
Source: RefSeq, a predicted model, not a curated record